AUGGCGCGGACUGUAGCGACUCGAACGUAUGGCAAGGCCUCGACAAAGUCAAAGGCACGGCGCCUAUUUGGCGAACUGCCGCAAAGUCCAGUACGGAAGCCCAAGACAACAGUAGCAGUGGCCGUGGAUUCCGACGACGAUUCGAUCAUCAGAAUCACCGAGAAACUUGACGCCGUUGCGCUUGGAGCCGAAUACGACUCCUCCGAAGAUGAACUUUCGAGGGAUUUUGGCUCGAUUGUGGUGGAAUCACCGCCCAAAGCAACAAAGACAGUCUCCCCAAGGCGGCAGGCUUUAUCUCCGAAGAAACAAGUGAAGGAAUCCCCCAAACCGGUCAGGCCGACAACACCAAAAGCGAAAACUCCAAUUUCCACGAAGGCCGUGAGAGCGACCACUCCAGAGACUCGGGUUCCAGAGUCACAAGAAGAACCCAAGCCGGACUACCGCAUCCUCACCUGGGACGAAGUCUGCCCGCCGGGAGACACAAUCGAGAAGAUUGCCGAGGCUUCGUAUGCAGAGGUCUAUCGCGUCAGGAAUGAGCGCGGCACCAGCAUCAUCAAGUGCAUCCGUCUUGAAUCGCCAAUCAAGCCGCAGACCAAGGCACAGGAGCGGUCCGGCCUCGUCGACGAGGAGCCCCAUUCGGAGGAUGACAUGCGGGGAGAGCUGCGCAUCUCCGAGUGGCUUGCUGACAUUCCGGGGUUCGUCGUGUACAAAGAGCGCUACCUCGUGCAAGGAAAGGCCCCGAAAUGUCUGCUGGAAACGCACCAGGCCUUUCACCGAAAGAUGAAGCGCAAGGAUCCGGAUAGACUCCAGUUCUACCCGAGCCCGAGCCGAUAUCUUGCAGACACAGUUUUCUUGGUCGUAGAGCUUGGCGAUGCCGGAACAGCACUCGAGGACUUUGAGCUGGCGGAUUCGAGUCAGCUGUGGGAUAUCUUCUUUCUCGUUGCCAUUGCUCUGGCCAGGGCCGAAGAAAUGAGCUGUUUCGAGCACCGCGAUCUGCACGAGGGCAAUCUCUGCAUACGGCAAAGCGAAGAGCCCCGGACCCGUGAUCGGAGCAAGGAGGGACCCUAUUUUGGGUACUCGGGACUCGACAUCACGAUUCUUGACUAUGGCCUUUCUCGAGCCGAAGACCUCAAUAUCGACGAGUCUGAGCCUAUCGCGCUCGACCUUGAGAAGGAACUCGGCAUCUUCACCAGCACUCAUGCGCCGCAGUGCAAGGUCUACCGCCAAAUGCGGUCCUUCCUCAUCCGUGGCGAGCGCGGCUGUCUCCCACCAACAGCACACAAGUCGCCGUAUCCCAAAGCAGCCGACGGCGAGCCCCUGUCGUGGGACGUAUACGUGCCGUACACGAACGUUUUGUGGUUAGCCUAUCUGUACCAGUACAUGAUCAAGGGGUUCAAGGGCGACAAGAAGGACGUCGCAGAGUUCAAGAAGGCGACCAAGGAGCUGUGGAAGUACCUGGAUCCCGAAGCAAAGGCCGGGGUACCGGCGUUCGGCUGUGCCGCUGACGUUGUGAGAUUCGCGUUCGAGGCUGGGUGGAUUGGCGAGGAACAGUUGAUGGGCGGGGAGGAAGAGAGGGAGGAGAGUAUCAUUUUGUCGCGUGAGGAGGUGGAGGAGCUCAGGAGAUCUCCGCGAAGGAAAGUCCGGUGA
Colletotrichum karsti is the source of this 1647-nucleotide messenger RNA. RefSeq lists its product as uncharacterized. Gene Ontology annotation, molecular function: histone H3T3 kinase activity. Gene Ontology annotation, biological process: intracellular signal transduction; mitotic cell cycle. The record is from RefSeq and is a predicted model, not a curated record. The transcript is spliced from 2 exons. Lineage: Eukaryota; Fungi; Ascomycota; Sordariomycetes; Glomerellales; Glomerellaceae. Gene Ontology annotation, cellular component: cytoplasm; nucleus. Bases 1 to 1647 code for a protein of 548 amino acids.